AUGUGCAUCAUAGAACAUCCCCUCGGCGGUGGUUAUGCUCAUUCAACACUAAAAAUGGGUCAAGAUACGGAAGCAACCACGGCCACGGCUGUCAGCAGUAUGCCCAUCACCAUUACCACCAGUAACACCAGCAACGGCACGACGCUGUGUGGCAACAAGCGCAAAUACGAAGAAAUUUCUACCAGCACAGAAGCAGCUGCCUCGGCCACGGCCGACAGCGAAAUGACGAUCGUCGAUGUGGUGCAGCACGAAAGUCCGGAAACGGGUCCGAACCAACCGGCGCAGGAGAACAGCGAUGGUAUUAGGGCGUGCAAGAGUCCCCGGUACGACGAUGACGUGCAGCAGGAGAAUGGUACCGUCGCACACAGCAAAGAGGAACAACGUGCACCAACGUCCCCGCCAACGGUAGCGGAGAAGGAAGAUGAAAGCUGUGUCAGCAUUAUUAGUACAACAAUUAGCGCCACUAGUACGACGUCGGUGGAAAGUAGCAUAAGUAACGUUUGUAGCAACAGCAGUAGUAGCAGCAGCAGCAGCAGCAGUAUCACGGUCAGUAGUCCUUUCAUCACCGCCACUCCGACGAUCCUGAGUCCAACGGCACCGAUACUCCUGACCGCACCGUUACCGGCUGAGCCGGAGGAGAAUGCCAUCGCGAAGCUGGAGGCCGUCGCCGUACCGGGCGAAAGUGCGUGGAACUGUGAGCCGAUUGUGGACAGUAUCAGCAAGCUGCAGGCGGUGGCCGUACCGGGCGAAGCGUGGGGCAGUGCGUCCGACAGUACACGAUCGACCCUGGCCACCACGCUGCUAGUGGCGGACGAUCUCGACGAUGACGAUGACGAUUUCGAGGAUGAUUUCGACGACGAUGAGACGAUCCUGCCGGGGUAUUCGUCGAUGCGCUACCCGUGCUCGCCGAACCGUGGCACAACGGUGGCAUCGAUUGCUGGCGGUGGGUACGCGAGUCCGGCCUACCCAAAACCGGGCUACUUCCCGGAACCGUACCAGAACUGUGCACGCACCGGUGCGACCAACAAUGGUGCCCAGCAGUACGCGAAUCGGGGGUAUGGUUGGGCCCAGCACGGUUACUACUCGCCACCGUAUGAGGCGCCCACCUCGCAGCAAACGAUCCGGUGUGCGGAGAAUGGCAAAAGCUACUUUGAGCUUGGGUCGGCCAACUACAGUAAUGCGGCGGCGGCCGCUGGAAUAGGUGCGGGCGGUUCACCCGGACCGAUGAACCCGGCCAUACCGAUGGGAUCGGCCCAGCAGCAGCAGCAACAGCAGCAGCAACAACAACAGCAACAGCAGGGUGGUCCAUUCGGUGCCCCGGGAGUUAUGCCCGGCGGAAGGCCCCACCAUCUGAAGCGAUGCUGUGAUGGGCGCAACAUGUCCUGUAGUAAUAAGCAGUGCUACAAGGAGCGACGCCUGAAGAUGAUGAACCUGUCGAUGUUUAAGCUCGCCCGGUUUCGGCAAGCGUCGGACCAGUCGCUCUAUCGUUCGGUUUUGAUCUGCAACACGCUGAAAUCGAUCGAGCGGGAGAUUGACAAUGAAAACAAAGAGUUCAAUCAGCACCAUCAACAGCAGCAGCAGCAUUUCCAGCAACACCAGCAACAUCAUUACCAUCUCCAGCAGCAACAGCAGCAGCAACAGCAACAACAGCAGCAGCAACAACAUGCGGGAAUGCAUCAUCAACUUUCACCGCUACCGCCACCACCCCCACCACCUCCACCGACGGGUGCAUCCGGUUCGGAUUACUUCGGCAAUCGCAUCGGUGCACCAAACCCGGCCAACCGGCAGCAAACAACCCCCGGUGGUCCGGGAGCUGGAGGUGCAACAGGAUACGGUGAUCCUUCCACGAUCACGAUGCAACUAUCGCCGUACGAUCAGCAACAGCAGCAACAACAACAACACUCGCAACAACACAUGCUGCAUCCCCUGCAUCAUCAUCACCACCUGCAGCAUCAUCAUCACCAUCCACAUCCUCAGUCACAGCAACACCAACAGCAGCAACAAAUGCAGCAACAGCAGAUGCAACAACAGCAGCAUCAUCAUCUUCACUUGCAGCAGCAACAGCAGCAACAGCAGCAGCACCAGUUGCAUCCGUUGUCACCGCAUCUGAGCAACAACGGUCAUCCACAUCCGCUGAAGGAUCCGCAAUCGGGCCGGGCUACUCCCUUCCCAGCGAGCAACGGUGCGUCGUCCAACGCCACAGUCGAACUUCCCGCAAUUAGUAGUAACAAUGGCAGCAGUGGUGAUAAUGCCUCCACGACCAGUAACAGCAGCAGCAGCAGUAGUGGUAGCAACAGCAGUAGCAACAACGGCAGUAGUAAUAGCAGCAACAGCAGCAGUACCAGUAGUGACAUUAGCAGUAAUAAUAGCGAUACAAGCAGUAGUACUUCCAGUACCUACGAGCAGCUAGUUCAUCAUCAUCAUCAACAACAUCAUCUCCACCAGCAGCAGCAGCAGCAGCAACAGGAGCAGCAGCAGAUGCAAGCACUGCACCACAGUCAGCUUCACCAUCAUCUCGAGACGGAUGCGAACGGGUUCACCGAUGACGAUUGUACGCGUCCCAUCAAUUGGGGCUCGGUACUUAGCUUAUCUUCCCAGUCGGCACUGGAUCCGCUAAAUGGUAGUGAUCUGUUCGUGACGUCCCCAACCGGCCCCGUACCUGUGGUGGUGGAUGACGACACGAGCGCACCGUCCUCGAGCGUUGUCGUUGUUGUUGAUGGCUGUGAUGAGAGCGGGUCAUUACCGUCCUCCCCGAAUGUGGUCAGUUCCGUGCCAUCGCAAGUCGUUCCCGGUGAGGAAGGCGUAACCGGUGCCAGUUCCGCGUCCGGGUCCGAAGCGGGGAGUGAUGUCGUCGGUGGGAGUAAUUCUAAUGGAUCUGGACCGAAUGGAACGAUUGGUGGUGAGGCCACGCUAACGCUUGUUGAUGGCGCCACUGAGGUCACGGGGAACAAUGGAGGUAGCUCUGGCAAUAGUACCACCUCCAAUAGCAGCAGUAGUAGUAGUAGUAGCAGCAGCAGCAGUAGUAGUAGCAGCAGUAACAGCUCUAGCACCAUUGGCAACAGUACAAAUGGCACCGCGGGCGGUAGUUCCUCGCCGGGAAAGUGUGAAGUUGACAGUGACGUAGACAUGGAAGUAGCGACCGGCAGUGGACCCGAAGGUGAUGUGGUGGAUGACCCGACCGUACCGGCAGCACCGUCGGCCACGGUCGCCGACGGAAGCGAUGAUCACGAUCGUUCGAUCUCGCCCAGCUCCACGACCAUGCUCACCUCGCUGACGACGCUUACGAGUAGUAAUAGUAGCGCCAGGGGAGACACCAGCCAUCUGACGACGCUUACCAGCAGUAGUGCGGCCUCUUCACCGCUGCUCUCAUCCUGUGCCUCCGCCCUGCAACACUACAGCAGCUUGCAGCAGCAUCAGCAGCAGCAUCAUCAUCAUCACCAUCAUCAUCCGCAACAGCACCAUCAUCACCAUCAGCAGCAUCAGCAGCAACAGCAGCAGCAACACCAUCCGUUCCAUCAGCACGGCAUCCACGGUAGCAGCGGCACGGGCAGUUCGAGCUGCUGGGAGUUUGCGUACCUGGACAUGGAUCUCGGCACGACCCACGAGCUGUACGAUAUGUUCCCGAGCUGCUACAAGAUUACCUCCUUCAACUCGGGUGAUCACGUGGACGUGCUUGGGCUGAAAGGGCCCAUGCUCGAGGGUCCGAGUAAGGUCGUGUGCGGGGACAACGAGAUGGACUCGUUCACGACCCACAUCAUGGUCGGCAGUUAGUAUUGAACGGGUGGUACCGUGCAUCGGAUGCGUGGAUCCCGCCGCUGAACCGAUGACCGACAGAUGGCUGUGCAAUGUGCAUGCGUGCGUGCGUGCGUGCAAUGGUUCCUUAUGGAUGCUAGUGGGGGGGUUCUAGGUUUACCGGGAGAGAGAAUGAGGGUAUAUGACGGCCUCGCCGAUAAGGAUAGGGCUCCGCAGCAGAGAUUUGAGGGAAUGUCUACGCUACUGCUAUUACUACUUACCACUUGUUGAGCUUUAGUUUCCUUUUUUUUGCACCCGUUCGCUCUACAUGACUCCGAUGGCGUUACGGCAGUUACGGAAAACAGUAUUUUUUUGGUGUAAAUGAUUGUGCCAUAGACACACCAGUCCCUCCACAGUCACACUAACUCACAACACAGUAACCAACCCAACCACAAUCAAUAUCGUAUGUUCCUGUUUGUGUGUGUAUCGUCAAUUCCUAUUCUACAAUUCUUUAGCAAGAUCAUGCAUUUUUCCGUUUUUGAGGCGUUCGGUGGGUCUCGUCUCCAUUUGGUAGUAUCCUUCCACGUUCUAGUCCACAGCGAUACAUUUCUUUUGCGUAAUCGCUUUCCUUUUUGGCGACUCUGGAUCCGGCUCCUCGCUUCAGAUUUGCAAUGAGAUCGUGGCAAAGUUAGGCCAAAACCUGUGUCAAUUGUGAGCCGCGAAAAAGGGUAGUAAAUAGUGUAUGCUAUUGUUUUAUCAUGAUCAUGUCACAAACUUGUUGUUUUGUUUGUUUGUUUUAUAAAUACUACUACCGGUGAAAGAUGAAAGCGAAUGGUGUGUGUGGGUGUGUGUUGCAUGCUUUCCUCAAGCGCACACUGCAACACAUCCCAAACUGCACGCAGUCUCGAACAGGAACUGAAAAAGAAAUGAGAUGAAAUUCAAAAGCAUUAACAAAAGGUGUUCGUUGGUCAGAACCUAAUUCAAAAUCGAAAACAAUCGAAGUGAUGUAUUAUAGGGAAAAAGAUGAGCGAGAUUAUAUCUAUAUAUAUAUAUAUAUAGAUUGUAGUGUAGUAGAAUCCGCAAACGUGGAACAAAUUUAUUGAUGGUAAAAACAGCAAGCAGCAGCAGUUUCGAACAUUUAAUGUUGAUUAGAAGGGAGUUUAAAACAUUGUAGGUAACGUUUACACACGGUGUAAACGAUGGCAUCUUUUCUAGGGCAAAUGUGUAAAGUGUAAUGAAUAUGUGUGUUUGUUUGUGCGCGCGUGUAAAAGGGCGAGGGAAAUGCUGCUUGCGUUGUUUUAGUGCGGAAGAUUAAAACAGCAACAAACAAACAGCGCUUAGGUGGUGUAUAAUCUUCAUAGUUCGUAGAGUUCAAGUUCGAGUAAGCGAAAGAACAAAAAAGAGUAAUUUAUUGAUCUAUAAAUAUACAUAUAUAUAUAGACCGUAUAUAUAUACUUAUAUAUACAACAUUAAAACAGUUAAGCUGUAAAUAUAAGAUAGUGUAGAGCAAAAUGGGCUAGGAUCGAGCAGGAAACCGAUAGAGACGGAAAUGAACAACAAGCAUCCCUAGCAUUUAAAAGCAGCGCAGAAAGGAAAACGAGAGACGGCUGCGCUGCUACUAAGCACAAACACAUGAUGGCAGUCUUUCGUUCAUGAACCGCCCUCGGGCCCCAAAUUGUAUUGUGGGUGCGUUUGAUUGGACGUGAUCUUAAUCUAGAGACAAAUGAACAAAAUUACAAAACAAAAGAGAAAAGCAAAAGGUGGCGCGAGUAAUAAA
Anopheles moucheti is the source of this 5509-nucleotide messenger RNA. It is a transcript of the gene tara, whose product is annotated as serine-rich adhesin for platelets. The transcript is spliced from 2 exons. Gene Ontology annotation, cellular component: nucleus. Gene Ontology annotation, molecular function: transcription regulator activity. The record is from RefSeq and is a predicted model, not a curated record. Bases 1 to 3771 code for a protein of 1256 amino acids. NCBI's taxonomy places the organism in Eukaryota, Metazoa, Arthropoda, Insecta, Diptera, Culicidae.